Molecule: messenger RNA, 1317 nt
Organism: Chaetura pelagica (chimney swift)
Lineage: Eukaryota; Metazoa; Chordata; Aves; Apodiformes; Apodidae
Gene: KIF18B
Product: kinesin family member 18B
Exons: 11
Coding region: 1-1317 (438 amino acids)
Biological process (GO): microtubule-based movement
Molecular function (GO): microtubule motor activity; ATP binding; microtubule binding
Source: RefSeq, a predicted model, not a curated record
AUGAACCAGCAGUGUGCCCUGGUGGCCGAGAAGGCCAACGGCAUCGUGGCUGCACCAGGAAUGGACCUGACGUUUGUUUUCGACCGGGUUUUCGGGGAGGGGGCCACGCAGGAGGAGGUUUUCCAGCACAGCACCCGCGGGCUCCUGGACAGCGUCCUCAGGGGCUACAACUGCUCCGUGUUUGCCUACGGCGCCACAGGAGCAGGGAAAACCUACACCAUGCUGGGCUCGGAGCAGAGCCCCGGCAUCAUGUACCUCAGCGUGGUGGAGCUCUACAAGAGGCUGGAGGCCAGGAAGGGGGAGAAGAGCUGCCAGGUCCUGGUCUCCUACCAGGAGGUCUACAACGAAGAGAUCCAUGACCUGCUGGAGCCCAAGGGCCCUCUGGCCAUCCGGGAGGACCCUGAGAAAGGAGUGGUGGUUCAGGGUCUCUCCCUCCACCAGCCCAGCUCGGCAGAGCAGCUCCUGGAGAUGUUGGCCAGGGGCAACAAGAACCGGACCCAGCAUCCCACCGAUGCCAACGCCACCUCCUCCCGCUCCCACGCCAUCUUCCAGGUCUGCGUGGAGCAGCAGGACGUGGCUGGUGGCCUGGCUGCGGGUCUGCGCGUGGGCAAGCUGAGCUUGGUGGACCUGGCGGGCUCGGAGCGAGCUUCGGUGGCCAACACCAGGGGGGAGCGGCUGCGGGAGGGGGCCAACAUCAACCGCUCCCUGCUGGCCCUCAUCAACGUCAUCAACGCCCUGGCUGAUGCCAAGAGCAAGAAGAGCCACGUCCCGUACCGGGACAGCAAGCUAACCCGCCUGCUGAAGGAUUCCAUCGGCGGCAGCUGCCGCACCGUGGUGAUCGCCGCCGUCAGCCCCUCGGGGCUGGCCCACCAGGACACCUACAACACCCUCAAGUACGCCAGCCGGGCCAAGGAGAUCAAGCGGUCGCCCAAGGUGCUGGGCUCCCGGUGCCCGCGCUGCAGACACGCCGUGCGCUGCCAGCAGCUGCAGGCAGAGGUGGCCGAGCUGCGGGCCAAGCUCCGCGGGCAGCAGGAGGCAGAGGAGCGGGCGCUGGUGCUGCCACCUGCCCUCGUCUGCAGCCCGGGGGGGCUGCCCAGGUCGGAGGCCCCUGUCCCCAGGCCCUGCUCCUCAGGCCUGGCUGAUGGCAGGGAGGGGCAUGGAGAGCAGCUGGAGGCUGGGUGGCCCCUUGGUCCUCAGCUGGGAGCAGAGGAGGAGCCUCUGCCCACGGGCUCUGUCUCUGGAGGAGGUGCCCGAGAGGUGCUGCUGGUGGUGCUGAGCCCCCGGUGCUGGUGCCCCUGGCUCAGGCCGCCCUGCUGA